This is a messenger RNA of Adelges cooleyi (spruce gall adelgid), 1638 nucleotides long. Its product is annotated as glycine receptor subunit alphaZ1-like. The record is from RefSeq and is a predicted model, not a curated record. Bases 149 to 1567 code for a protein of 472 amino acids. Gene Ontology annotation, cellular component: membrane; synapse; neuron projection. Gene Ontology annotation, molecular function: chloride channel activity; extracellular ligand-gated monoatomic ion channel activity; neurotransmitter receptor activity. The transcript has 10 exons. Gene Ontology annotation, biological process: regulation of membrane potential; chloride transmembrane transport; signal transduction. Lineage: Eukaryota; Metazoa; Arthropoda; Insecta; Hemiptera; Adelgidae.
GGUACCGUCUGACCGUAUAAAAAUAUUAUGUCUGAAGGCGCGCGCGCAACGUUCCGACCGGUUGGGCAGUGCCGAAACUGAUGUAUACCAAAAAUCGCUACAGUAUGAAUUAUAAUAACAUCGCCGUCAUUACAAUGUAUUACUGUUGAUGACGAUUUUUAAAAAACAACCACAACCGAUGAAAACGUCACCGAUCAUCCGGAAAAUGGGACCCGGGGCUUCCUUGUCGUUGGUCGCAAUGUUUCAUCUGGUCCGUUCGAAAGAGCUGUACGAAAUGGAAACGGAAUACAACAAAAAUAUGCCUCCAGGUAAAAACGUUGAUGUAUCCAUAUCGUUACACGUGAACCGGAUAUCCGGAGUGGACGAAAGCAAAGAGGAAAUAGCUCUGGAUGUUUUCCUGUACGUCUACUGGGAGGACACGCGGAUGCGCAUAGUGGACAAUUCCAGUCAAGUGGAACUCACUUGGGACAAAGAGCCGAAAUUCUGGAUACCCGACCUUUAUAUUCGCCAGUUGCGGGAAAUGAAAGUGUUAACGCUGUUCCAGGACAUAGCUUCUAUCCGAUUGUACAGCAACAGCACACUGAGAAUCAGCAUUGGGGCAACGGUAAUCAUCAAGUGUGACAUGGAUUUUGUCCUAUACCCGUUGGACGUGCAAACGUGCCUCGUUGACUUUGGCAGCUACAAAUACACGUUAACCGACGUGAAAUUCCGAUGGAGAGACGAUCCUCUAAGCUUUCCCAGCGACUUUGGCGACGGAUUCCGAUUGCCUCGUUACGUCGUGUCGUUUGUCACUGACAACCGCUUCAAUGUGAUUUAUUACGGAGACGGAAACCAUUCUACGGCCAGGUUGGUGAUCACUCUGAGUCGAGAACUCCGCAGCCAUUUGCUGGAGAGUUACUUGCCCAGCACUUUGUUCGUCAUCAUGUCCUGGGGAAGUUUCGUGGUCAUGCCCGAAGUAGUGCCCGGCCGCAUGGUGUUGCUGGUCACCACCCUCCUGUCGCUGGUCACCAUGUUCGAUACUAUAAGAAACAACUCUCCUAGUGCUCUAGAGCUCAAAUGCAUCGAAGUGUGGUUGAUCUCGUGCACCCUGUUCGUGUUCCUGGCCCUUGUCGAGUACUUUAUCGUGCUGUUUGGCAUGCGGUACGACAAACAUUGGAGACACAAACAUGUCGACUUAGAACCAACGAAGAUGACGACUGUACCAGCUGGGGCCGGCCAGGGCAACGACAGCAGAACCAGCGCCUUGUUCAGCAACAAUAAAGUGCACCAAGCGUCGGACAUCGCGCUGGACAACAAUACAACUUCGACAACUGCGUCAAAAGCUCAACAAACGUCGGUUACCGUCAUCGGGCGGGGCAAACUGCGAUUCCAAUUGCUUACCAGACACGUCAUCUUAUAUUGUGGUUCGCAAAGAGGUAUGCUGGACCAAGUGUCAUUGGCUCUGUUUCCGUUGUGCUUCGUGGCGUUCUCCAUCGUCUACUGGAUAUCGUACAUCAACGAAUCAAAGCGGAAAUCGCAAUCGGUAAAUUUACUUUGUAACAUAAGCAGGAUAAAACUUGAAAAUUGAAAGUGAUCCUGGUAAGUAUUUUAUCGACAGGACUAUCAUUACACAAUGAAACCACAAAAGAAGAUUUGAAA